GUAUACAAAGAGAUAUUGCAAUAGAAAUAAAUAUUGCAAUUGUUUUUCAAAAUUUGUUUUUAUCGUUGUUUUCAUUGAGUUUUGAUUACUAUUAUAUAAAGUUGUUUUGUGACCGGAAAGUGGUACCGAAAGCCGUAGUAGUAACGCAACCACUGGUUACACACACGUGCGGUAAAUAGUGAAAUGACACAAUCAGACAACUCUUUGACCGCCGUUGGCGUCGACAAAGAAAACACUGAUUAUUCGUCGCUCAGAUUCAGUGAUAUUUUAUUCACGGAUAGCGAUGGUCUUGGCCUGAGGUUUGCUAUGCGGCCGUGUCAUCAACGACGAGCCGUACGGACACUUGUGGAACGCGGCGGCGGACAUAUGGUGUCGAACACGGGCUACGCUUCCGAUAGUAUUAAUUUGGUUACCGUUGACGCCAACAUCAGUGACCACCACCAGACCGAUAGCCAAUACUAUUAUAUGACUUAUGUAUUGGACUCGUGUAAGGCCAACGAGUUGUUGGCUAUAAACACCUACGAAGUGUUGCCGACCGCAGAUGAAAGUGAUCAUAACGUAAUUGAAAAUAUAUUAACAAAUGAAGUGCCGCCGAAGCCAUCUUCAUCAUCACUGCCGCCGACGAUGACUAGCGAAGAAACAGAAGAGUCUGGAAAUAAAGUCGACGACAAUGUUGUGGACAACGAUAGCUAUGACGAAGAGUUUGCAGACGUUGACGAAGUGAUUGCGCCUGAAAAACAGUUAUCAGCGGCAAAAACAUUCUUCAAUUCCUAUUUGGCUUAUAUUCAAAGUGGAGAGACAUCAACACCAGAUCGUCUGAUCCAAAUCAAGAGUGCACUGAAAGCCAAUGCUGACCAUCAAAAUAAAGAGAAGCAAAAUAAAAAUCCAUUGAAAGUCAAACAUACUUUCGGAUCAAAGAUCUUACGGAAGACUCGAAACGAUAGACUAAAACAAACGAGUCCUUCGCAAGAAUCUGGUUAUCGUGUCAGCGAUAUAUCGUCCGGUGAAUUAUCAGACAAAGAGCUAAGUGAUAGUGACAGCAGUGUUGUCACCGCUACGAGUCGUACACAACAAAAGACUACUACAGUUAUUAAUAUGAAACAAAAGACAAACAAACCGAUUGUCACACAAAUAAAGUUACCGUUGAAUCCAAUGAAAACUAAUUCAUUGUAUACACUGUCAGAAGAUGAGGCUAUUCUCGAGUUUAUUAUUAAGUCUAAUCGUUUGGAUGAACUUCGAGGAAAAGUUCUUUGGGAAGAAGCGGAAACAAAUGAUGUCUGUAUCGGCAGAAGUUGGCAGUCGAUGAAAGAGCGGUUCAAAAAGAAAAUAAUGCCUGAAAUCGAUGAAUACGAUAUACUCAGUAAAAAAGAUAGACAACGACUGAAAACUAAUUACUACUCAGAAAAGGUUAGUGACUCGAAACUGCCGCCAGUGGUCGGCGCUUAUUCAGAGGCUGAGGACAAACAUAUAUUGAAUCAGAUAAUCAGUAAAAGAGGAUUCGAUGUCGUCAAAGGAAAUAAGUUUUGGAGAGAUUUUGUGGAUGACUUUAAUAGAAAAACUAGUGGUCAGUCCCGUACCUGGCAAUCACUGAAGGAACGGUAUCUGAAAAGGGUUGGACCCAAUCUAUAUAAAUAUCAAAUAAAACCAGAGAUUGCAACAAAAAUGUUAAACUCAUUGCCAAACUUAUCUGAUUCGGAGAAGAGCCAAAUAUUAAAGAAAUGCCAAAUGGCAAUAAAAAAAAGUAUGGAUCAGCCAUUGGAUCCCAAAAAGACUACAAAGAAACGUAAAGAUGAUGAUAGCAGUGGUGGUAGUGUUAGUGCAGAUCGUCCGUCAUCUGCCAAACGCCAGCCCAAAGAAAGUUUGCCGAAAGAAUCUGUUGUGACAACAGCUGCCACUACUGUUGAGGAUAAUAGUAGUGAUGUUAGAGACAAAACUGUUAGGAAAAUCAUAACUCGUUCUCAAAGACGAAUGAAAUAAUAGUUUAUAUAUUUUUUUGUUUUAAUAUCCAAUUAUUAUA
This is a messenger RNA of Oppia nitens, 2017 nucleotides long. RefSeq lists its product as uncharacterized. The transcript has a single exon. Gene Ontology annotation, molecular function: telomeric repeat DNA binding. The coding region runs from base 184 to 1977 and encodes 597 amino acids. NCBI's taxonomy places the organism in Eukaryota, Metazoa, Arthropoda, Arachnida, Sarcoptiformes, Oppiidae. Gene Ontology annotation, cellular component: shelterin complex. The record is from RefSeq and is a predicted model, not a curated record. Gene Ontology annotation, biological process: telomere maintenance via telomere lengthening; regulation of DNA-templated transcription.